AGGAGGUGGUAGUGGUGGCUGGAGUCAGGCAGGAGCUCUCGGAGCCAGGAGGGACCCCGCCAGCCGCCAUGGAGCGGAAGAGCGCUUUUCCUUUGGGCCAAGCUUCCCCGGGAAGAGACAGGACCCUGAGUCACUUCAGAUCUGUAGUGAAUCAAUCCACCUGAGGAAAACCAGGGAUGUUUCCUCCUCUCCCUGCCCUCCAAAGCCCAAGCGGUAAGAAGUUCCGCAGCAAACCCCAGCUGGCACGCUACCUGGGCAGCUCCAUGGAUCUUGGCACUUUUGACUUCCGCACAGGAAAGAUGCUGAUGAAUAAAAUGAACAAGAACAGGCAGAGGAUGCGCUAUGACUGUUCCAACCAAGCAAAAGGCAAGCCGGAUCUGAACACGGCCCUGCCUGUCAGACAGACAGCCUCCAUCUUCAAACAGCCCGUCACCAAGAUCACAAACCAUCCCAGCAACAAGGUGAAGAGCGAUCCUCAGAAAGCCGUGGACCAGCCCCGGCAGCUCUUCUGGGAGAAGAAGUUAAGCGGACUGAAUGCUUUUGACAUUGCAGAGGAGCUGGUGAAAACAAUGGACCUUCCCAAGGGUUUGCAAGGGGUCGGGCCUGGCUGCACUGACGAAACCCUUCUCUCUGCUAUCGCUAGUGCCCUGCACACGAGCACCAUGCCCAUCACGGGCCAGCUUUCGGCAGCCGUGGAGAAGAAUCCCGGCGUCUGGCUGAACACCUCGCAACCGCUUUGCAAAGCGUUUAUGGUGACAGAUGAAGAUAUUAGGAAGCAAGAGGAGCUGGUGCAGCAGGUGAGGAAGAGGCUGGAGGAAGCGCUGAUGGCCGACAUGCUUGCCCACGUCGAGGAAAUAGCGAGAGAUGGAGAAGCUCCUUCAGAGAAAGAAGGAGGCGAGGAAGAAGAAGAGGAAGAGGAGGAGGAGGAGCAGGACCAUGACCAGGAGAUGGAGAAUGUAUAGUCCAGGGAGUUCCAUCUAAGAAUUCCCAGUAUAAACCCUAUCAGCAGGGUCAGCACAACUAUUUACAAAGCCAAGAGUGUCUGCCGAGUCAAUUGUACCAAGAACCCAACCGUACCUGUGAGCGUUUGAUGUCCACAUGAGGAAACGUUGAGAAGCUGAUGGUUCAUUAAGUGCUGGGUAGUUUUGAAGAUGGAACUUGAUUUAAACUCCACUCCCCUUCCUUUUUCUAAAGGGGUAGGGUAAUGGGGAAUGCAAAAGGGGGAGGGAAUAAAGGAAUAUAAAAUAGUGGGAGGGAAAAUACUAGGAACCAAAUUUCCUGUUGUUUUUUCUGUUGUGGGUCAGUGAUAUGUGAUACGUUUUAAAGCUUUUCUAUCAAAGUACCUUUAACGGUGACCCAGGGAAACAAUUUUCUCUCGAACACAAGCGAGAGAAAUGCUGUUUCGCUCCUUGGCUUCUCUGCUGUAGGCUAUCUGUUUGUACCGGACUGUAGGGAGGUCAUUUUAAGCUGUGGAUUGUCAUUCCAUGUGUCAGUUUGGGUCACGGAAUGUCCUUUUCCUCACAAGACCACAUUGGUCUUGGAAGUGUAGUCUCAGAGAUGAACUGCCAGCGCCUCUUCCACCUGAAGUUUCGAUUAGUGGAAGAAGUUACACUUGAGGAAUUGGUCUUAAGGUCAAUGGCAAUCGGUUUUUAGUUCCAGCACCACAAGGAGUGCACGGGUUUGAUUCAGAGUUGCGUGCAUGUCCGAACGCAGAGUUUCAACAAUAAAUACACCCACUCUGUGGUGUAGUUUGCUUCUGGUUCAAGUCAGGUCAGAAGGACCUUCUCAACUCCGAAUGGAAGGAUGACUCAUUUCUGACUGACGAGGAAAAGCUCCUCCUUUCUCUUCUGGUGCCAAGAACCCCGACCUCUGCUUCUGUGUGUGUGGAGGGAAGGGGAUCCAUUCCAUUAGGUGUGUCUGCACAUCUGCUUUCAUCUGUGGUGAUGUUCUGACCUCUUUUAAAACAAGAAAGGAAAAAAAAAGUUGAUUUUUCUAUAAUUGUUAUUGAAAACAAAUUUAAAGCUUUUUAUUAAGUAUUAAAUCUUUCUUAUUUGCAUGUGCAGUGAAGUGACCAGCAUUUUGUGUCCAAAAAUGAAAUGAUGUGAAAACUGCCUUAACGUGUUUCUAAGUAUUUGGCUUCACCAUGGGUACCUUGAGUGAUUCCUCAGUCUCUUCUGGUGCAUCUGUGAGCAUAUUGGGGUAACUUGAGGCUAAAAAUGGAUUUAUCUGGGGAGGGGGGUUACGGAGAGGGGAGAAGGUGAGAGUUUCUAGCUUGGAGAAGGUGUUGACUAGGUUUAGCCUUAGAGGAUAAUUUGUGCCUGGACAUCUCAGCUGAGAGUCCAGUAUUAAAGUGGUGGAUUAAAUAUUGUGCCACUAACCAAUUGUACAAGUUGUUGGUAUCCCAAAACUUGGGGAAGAAAGUAGCUCCCAGAGCCUUUUAACAUGUGAGAAUGAUUAGUGCCGGGGAAUUUCCUUUGGGAGUAGUUGAGCUUAGGGAUCUGAAUAGAUUUAAGCUCCUUGAAAAAUAUCCCCUGCCAAAGUGAUUGAUACUGCAUUAACUCUUUCCUUUAAGAUCUGAAAAUACAAACCUCUUUGAUAUUGCUCAUUUGGAGUACUGCAGGAAGACUGAAUUGUAAUUUCCCACGGCUCUACCAGGUGUUGCUUUGACCUGGUACUGUGGCCAGUGAAAAUUCCUUUCCUUUUUGAACAGUCUGUUACGGUUAUUAUUCUGUAAAUCUGUCCUCUUGUAAUUCAUGGUGUUGAAUUAAAUGUUUCUCACAAA
This is a messenger RNA of Cuculus canorus (common cuckoo), 2782 nucleotides long. RefSeq names its product methyl-CpG binding domain protein 3 (gene MBD3). The transcript has 9 exons. Lineage: Eukaryota; Metazoa; Chordata; Aves; Cuculiformes; Cuculidae. The record is from RefSeq and is a predicted model, not a curated record. Gene Ontology annotation, molecular function: DNA binding. The coding region runs from base 177 to 962 and encodes 261 amino acids.